CUGGUCGCAUUCGUAUGCGGAAGUUGCAUAGGUACAAUACACUACAAAGAAUUACACUACGGGAAGUUCCAAGUGCGCCAAUGGCUGCAGUUCCUGCGUCCCUUCCCGGGCCCAACGCAACCUCUCGCAUCCUUUGCGAGGAAUAGGCAGUUAUCCCCGCUCUCCCCCAGACUGAGAAGAUGGCCCCGAGUCCGUGGCAAACACACACUGGUCUUCCGGACCCCCGAGACAUUGUCGUAUAAGGACCAUCUUGCUUCAUCCCCUGCCGUCUGCUGACUCUCCUCUGUCUCUUCCUCCUUCUCUGCGAACAGCCUACACUCGUUGAAAGUGAGACUAGACCGUCUAGACGCUCGUUGUCUUCAAUUUCACUCUCCCAGAGAACAGAUAGAGCAACACCAGCCUCCAUAAUGAAGUACAGCACUGCCCUCCUCACGCUGGCCGCGGCCGCCUCGGCCCAGGAUAUCAGCAUCUUCCCGGAGUGCUCGCUCCAGUGCAUCAUCAGCGGCAUCAGCAGCGGCAGUAGCUGUGAGGCCACCGAUUUUGUCUGCGUCUGCAAUAACAUGGACGCCAUCAAGAACGCCGCCACACCCUGCGUCGUCCAAAGCUGCGGCAUCGACACGGCCUUGAACGAAGUCCUCCCGGCAACAGAGAAAUUCUGCGCCGACGUCGGCUCCGGCUCCUCCUCCUCCUCCUCCCCGCCCGCCCCUUCUUCCUCUUCAGCUGCUGCCACCACCACAGCUGAAGCAACCCAGACCACCACCGCCGCCGAGUCCUCCUCCUCCUCCUCCUCCUCCUCUUCUUCUGAAGAGCAACCGGAGCCGACCGAGACCACCACCGCCGCCGGCAGCGGCAGCGGCAGCGGCGGCGGUGAUUGUCCCUGCGAGGAGACGUCAACCACCGGCGGCUCAGCGCCCCCGAGCGGCUCCUUCAUCACCUCGGCGACCACGGCCACGGGCAGCGAGAUCCCGGAGCCGAGCGCCGCGCCCACCACCACGGCGGCGGCAACGACGUCGGCGGCCACUGCGGGUGCCGCCGCUGUCGGGUACAUCGGUGGCCUGGGCAUGCUGGCCCUGGGCGCUGUUGCUGCUCUCUAGUAACAGAAAAAGGCUGAGGGUAAAGGGGGUUAUGUUUAUUAUCGCUCGCUCGCUCUCUCUCUCUCUCUCUCUCUCUUUCUCUCGGUCUCUCUCUUGCAGAUGUAGCAUAGGC
Messenger RNA from Chaetomium strumarium, 1206 nucleotides. RefSeq lists its product as uncharacterized. The record is from RefSeq and is a predicted model, not a curated record. Lineage: Eukaryota; Fungi; Ascomycota; Sordariomycetes; Sordariales; Chaetomiaceae. Bases 408 to 1094 code for a protein of 228 amino acids. The transcript has 2 exons.